UUAAACUUGAAAAAAAAAAAAAAAAAAAAAAAAUUUGUGUACUGAGAUCCCUAUAUUCUAUCAAAAGUUGUUAAACUUAAUGCAGAGAAUCAGAGUCACCAAACUCUUUCCUCAUCUCUUAGCAAAUUCUAAAAGCUUUACAACUUCUUCUUCUCUUAUAAUCCCUCCACUUCCAAAGAGGCCUUGUAUUAGUCCAUUUGCACCCUUUUCUUCGGGCUUUAUUACAGAUCGAAGAAACAACUUUCGAUUGUUGAACAAACCCAAGUCAGUUUCAAUCUCAACUAGCUUAUCAUCUUCUGCAAAGGAAGCCAUGGCUGAAAAUGCAGCCCCUUUACUCAGCGCCGUUAAUGACUUACAUGGAGGAGUUCGCGUCGAAAUGAAAGAACCCAUUAAUCCUCAGGAAUUUGGUGUUCUUCUUAGAGCUUCAAUGUCACAAUGGAGAGCACAGGAGAAGAAAGGGAUUUGGAUCAAAUUGCCUAUUGAGCUUGCAAAUCUUGUUGAAAUUGCUGUUAAGGAAGGAUUUAGGUACCACCAUGCCGAAUCGGAUUACUUAAUGUUAGUCCAUUGGAUUCCUGUAACUGCCGAUACUCUUCCUGCAAAUGCUUCUCAUAGUGUUGGAAUUGGUGCUUUUGUCAUGAAGGACAACGGAGAGGUGCUUGUAGUUCAGGAGAAAACUGGCAGGUUCAAAGGUUUAGGUGUCUGGAAGUACCCAACUGGGGUCGUUAAUGAAGGCGAAGAUAUUUGUACCGCUGCAAUAAGAGAAGUGAAAGAAGAGACAGGAAUUGACACAGAGUUUGUGGAAGUUUUAGCCUUUAGGGAAAGCCACAAGUUAUUGUUUACCAAAUCAGAUCUAUUUUUCGUCUGCAUGUUGAAACCUCGAUCCUUUGACAUUCAAAUACAGGUUGUAGAGAUUGAAGCAGCCAAGUGGAUGCCAGUGGAGGAGUAUGAAGCCCAACCAUUCAUCCAAAAUCAUAAGCUCUUCAACUUAGUUGCCAAAAUAUGCAGAGCAAAGUCAGUCGCAGACUACACCGGCUUUUCCCCGUGGUCUACAACUACAGCUUCUGGAAAAACAACCUCUUUGUACUUCAACAACCAGUAUAUUGAUCGCAUACAGUCUUCUGGUGAUCAUCACUCAAAAUGUUGAUUUGUUCAACAAAACUUUUUCUCACACUCAAAGAUAAAGCUCUUUUCUACUAUACACAUUCCUGUUUAUUUAUGUAUUUUGAAUAUAUGUAAAGAAUAAAUUGCAUUGUUGCACACCAAAACGUUUCACAUUGUGCAUAAAACACCCCAAACUUUUAGUCUUGAUAAAUUGCACCUUGAACUUUAAAAUCAAUUGACAUCCAAUAGUUAACGAGCAUUAUUAAAUUGAUAGUAUUUCAUGUGUUAAUCUCGUGUCUCAAACUGUCAAUUUAUUAACAUUCAUUAGCUAUUGGACCCCAAUUGCUAUCAAUUUUAAAGUUCAAGAUACAAUUUGUCAAAAGUAAAACUUUGAGGUGUAUUUUGCCAAAAUAUUGAAAAGUUUAGGCUACAAAAUUUACUCCAUGUGUAAUGUAGGAAAGAAUGCUAAAGACCAUUAAGUUCUGCUAUUGUUUCAAUGCAUAUGUUGACCAGUUUAUUACAAUUUUGGGAAUUAGUGUUGUUUCCCAAAGCAGUUUGUUGCAUUUGUUCACUGUAAUUCAAUUUGGUUUUUAUAUUUUGUAAUCAUACCAUCCAAGCUCCACAUGAAUAAGAUAAAGCUCGUGUUCCUUGUCAAA
Messenger RNA from Morus notabilis, 1757 nucleotides. RefSeq names its product nudix hydrolase 2. The transcript has 9 exons. The record is from RefSeq and is a predicted model, not a curated record. Bases 80 to 1144 code for a protein of 354 amino acids. Gene Ontology annotation, molecular function: NADH pyrophosphatase activity; ADP-ribose diphosphatase activity; NAD binding. Lineage: Eukaryota; Viridiplantae; Streptophyta; Magnoliopsida; Rosales; Moraceae.